Rhipicephalus microplus (southern cattle tick) is the source of this 3111-nucleotide messenger RNA. RefSeq names its product Isoleucyl-tRNA synthetase, mitochondrial (gene IleRS-m). Gene Ontology annotation, cellular component: mitochondrion. Gene Ontology annotation, biological process: mitochondrial translation; isoleucyl-tRNA aminoacylation. Gene Ontology annotation, molecular function: aminoacyl-tRNA deacylase activity; tRNA binding; ATP binding. The record is from RefSeq and is a predicted model, not a curated record. NCBI's taxonomy places the organism in Eukaryota, Metazoa, Arthropoda, Arachnida, Ixodida, Ixodidae.
GCAGUUCAAUGUGCUUACUAAAAUGCCGCACGGACUGACCAGAUCGUGCUGCGUUUUCAGCAAAAGCAGACAGAGAUCAUGCUUUCAGACUUGCAUUCGAUACAGCGGCAAGAUAUCGUACAGCGGCACCGUGCUUUUGCCCAAGACAGGCUUUCCCCAGCGAAUCACAGGCGCGAAAAGGUCGGAGAACGACGAGAAGAUCGCGAAACAUGCAUGUUUUGAAGACCACUAUGCAUGGCAACGAGAAAACAAUACGGGACCCGACUUCAUCCUUCAUGAUGGGCCUCCGUACGCAAACGGAGACACGCAUUUGGGUCAUGCUGUCAACAAGAUUCUGAAGGACAUCACCAUCAGGUAUCGGUCCCUAAAAGGCGACCGCGUGCACUUUGUGCCGGGCUGGGACUGUCACGGCCUUCCGAUUGAGACGAAAGCCCUGACCACAGCCGAGAGCCAAGGAUCGCCAACCGAUGUUCGGUCCAAAGCGCGCAGCUUUGCGGCAGCCACUAUUCAGAAGCAGAUGAACUCCUUUAGGCACUGGGGUGUCAUGGCCAACUGGACAAAACCGUACAAGACGUACGACGUCAACUACGUCACCAAGCAGAUUGAGGCCUUUUACGACCUCUAUGAAAAGGGCUACGUUUUUCGAGACUUCAAGCCUGUCUACUGGUCGCCAUCUAACCGAACUGCACUCGCAGAAGCCGAACUCGAGUACAAUGCCAAUCAUGUCAGCAAGUCUGUAUACAUUGCCUUCCCAAUAGCGAAAGUUCCAGAUGCCGUGCAAUGUGUUUUGCCGAAGGACACCAAAUUGUCAGCGCUGAUCUGGACAACCACACCCUGGACCUUGCCAGCAAACCAGGCCAUCUGCUUCUCACCAAAUCACCAGUACAGCAUCGUUCGAACAAGCACCACUCGAAGACACUUAGUUGUGGCUUCUGACUUGAUCGCUCAUCUUCAUCAAAAGCUCAGAGAAGAACUGCAGGUCAUUGCAUCUUUCUCAGGAAGUGACAUACUGUCCAACUCAUCUUACACACAUCCUCUGUAUCCGGACAAAGAACUGAGGUUUCUGCCGGCAGGCUUCGUAACGAUGGACAAGGGCACGGGAUUGGUUCAUUCGGCUCCCAGCCAUGGCUUUGAGGACUACCAGAAUGCUCUGAAGCAUGGCAUAGCUAUGGAGGAAUGUCUAGUGGACGAGGAGGGACGUUUUGCGUCGAGCUGCAGACCAGAGUUGCGUGGUCUCCCGGUGCUCACCGAGGGGUCGGACGCCGUCACAAAGCUGCUGGCCGAUCACGUGGUCCGGACCGGCAGCUACACCCACAGCUAUCCCUAUGACUGGCGCAGCAAACAGCCCGUCAUUGUCAGGUCCUCUCGACAGUGGUUCAUCAACCUCGACGACAACAUGAGGCAGCGGGCAUUGAAUUGCCUCAAAGGAGUACAGAUUCUACCGGAAUCAGCACGCACCAUGUUUGAGAACCAGUUGACACAACGACCCCACUGGUGCAUCUCCAGGCAACGGUUCUGGGGCGUACCGAUACCGGUGGUCUUUGAGGACGAGAGGUCACUCACCUCAAGAGAAUUUGUCAGACACGUCUGCAAGCUUAUGAAUGCAAGAGGACCGGAUAUCUGGUGGACAGCCACAGACAAGGAGCUUCUGCCGGAUGAAGUUCGUGAACAGCUUGGAGUCUGCAAAGAUGCUGCAUUGACACGAGGCCAGGACAUUAUGGACAUCUGGCUCGACAGUGGGCUCAGCUGGAAGAUGGUUCUUCCAGAACCCUUCCAAGCAGACGUCUAUCUGGAAGGUCUCGACCAAGUUCGGGGCUGGUUCCAGUCUUCGCUGCUCACGAGUGUAGCUCUUACAGGAAAAGCACCUUACAGAAAAUUGUACAUGCACGGCUUCACUCUGGAUGCUGAGGGUCGCAAGAUGUCCAAGUCACUGGGGAAUGUCAUCGACCCCGAGACGAUAACGAAGGGUGGAAAGGAUCUCAAAAAGGACCCUGCCUUUGGUGUUGACGUCCUUCGGUGGUGGGUUGCCGCUCACACGAGCAAUCACGAAAACGUUCCCGUCGCCAAGCACGUCCUAGCAGAGUGCCAAGAAAACGUCGCCAAAAUAAGGGGCACUCUGAGGUUCUGCCUGGGUGCCCUAUCCGACUUUGAUCACACGCAUCACGUCUUGGGGUACCGAGAAAUGCUCCCGUUGGACCGGUUCGUGCUCCACCUCCUACACGGAUUUCACGCUCGUGUCACAUCACUCUAUGAUGAAAUGAGGUACAACCAUGCCUGUUCUGCAGUGCUGAACUUUGUCGUGAACGAAACAUCGUCUUUCUACUUCCAAGCUGUAAAGGACAGGCUUUACUGCGAUGCGGAGGAUUCCACGAGUCGUAGGUCCUGCCAGACAGCCUUGAGUCACGUCCUCGACGUGCUGGUGAAUGUUACUGCUCCAAUCAUUCCGCACCUCGGGGAAGAAGUCUUCUACUACCAUGGAGACCCUGGCAAAUACGACACUGGCAUUUUUCGGCGUGCGUGGCAACCACCUCCACACGACUGGGAAAGGCUGGAGUUUGCCCAGCUAGAGAAGCCACUAGCGAGGUUGAGGGAAGCCGUGAACAAAGCCGCCGCCAAGUCCCGGCCAUUGUUGCACGACGUCAGGAUCAUCUCUACCAGUAGGGACAGUCGCUUUGCCAGCUGCCUCAGACUCCUUCAGCCAGAAGACUCGGCCAUUCACUCCGGGCUCACGGAUGUGCUGCAAGUGGCUUCGGUCACUUUCGAACAAGCCGAUGACCCGACAGUGCAAGCGGGUUCGGACAGGGCUGUGAUCUUGGAAACAGAGGAUGAAAAGGUGCUGAUCGCGCUUGAACCCACAAAGAUGGCCGUCUGCGAGCGGUGUCGACGCAACAUCUCCAGUGAGCAAGGCUGCCUGUGCAAGAGGUGCGAGGAGGUUUACCAGCGUUUGCACUUCAAGUGGGAUGCCCUCAAAGGCAAUGCCAAUGCAGAAGAACAAGAAGACAAAAUCCAGACCAAGUCACGGACAUAGACAAAGAAUUGGCCCUAGGCUUUUGUAAUUACAAACAAACUCUGUGUGCGUGCAAGAGAAUAAAAAUUGUUUCCCUUCCAAAA